UUCUGAGACAACGCACCCUGAAGAUGCCCUGGGUGCUUUGUAGGCUAGUGCCCAAGAUGGAGCUGAGUAGAUUUACAACCUUCUGCAGCUUCUUUCGGUCCUGUGCAGUAGCCCCCCUCCCUCCCCACCAGACAGUGAUGCAGCUUGCAGCUCUCUAUGGUACAACUAUUGAAGAUUUUUGAGUGUAUUUGUUGACAUGCCAAAUCUCUUCAAACUCCUAAUAAAGAAUAGCUGCUGCCUUGCCUUCUUUAUAACUACAUCAAUAUGUUGGGACCAGGUUAGGUCAGGUUAGUUUGUCUUUUUUAUACCUUUUUUACUAUUUCCACAAAACUUUGGCUAGUUGGGGCAGACAUGUAAUUGAGUCAAAAUGUACCGGUCCCAUUGUGUCUCAGUUGACUGGAAUCCUCUGUAUUAAUGAUAAAGACAAUCUUUAUUGUUAUAUAGUCAGAGAUUUGCAAAAGACAGAAACUGACCUUACAUUCCAACAGUUCUGUGCUGACUGAUAGCUGACCUCCGACCAUUCACAGGAAAUCUAAGCGUGGCAUUUUUAAAAAUUCUCCAUCUGUUAUCAUCAACUUCCCCUAGAUACAGCACUGAGCUACACACUAGGGACGAUUUCCGGUGGCCAAUUAAUAUGGAAUAUGGGUGGGAAACAGAGCACUUGGAGGUUGCAGGAAGAAGCUGCGCAGUCCACACAGACUUCACCAGGUUUGGCAUCAAAUCCAAGUCUGUGGACCUGAGUCAGAGCUCUGUUGUCCUGUCCCCUCCUGUUCUUGAGAAAGUAAUCACCGGAAAGAGCAGUAAUCUGGCAAAGAAGCAAGAGACUGCAGAUGCUGGAAUCUGAACAAACCAACUGCAGGAAAAACUCAGGAAGUCAAACAACAUAUGUAAGAUGGAAGGAACUAUUGACGUUAUGGUGCAGUGGUGCAGUGUGAUGCAGUGUAGCUGCUAUAUUCCUUGACUAUCACAAGGUAGUGCUGUGCUUUCACAGGAUCAAAGUAAAGCAGUAAUUAAUAUAACUGUGUACUUGUCCAUUAAAGUAAGCAAAUCUGAUGUAAAAGCAUCUAGUGCAAGGCUACUCAGAGAUUAAAAAGCAAGUGAAUGUAAAUUUGCAGUCAGAAGAUCACACGUAUUAAAUUUAAUUAUUUGUCUAGUACAUUUACUUUUACCUAGUUAAAAAUUGAUGAGUUCUGAACCACUUUGGCAAUUCCUUUCCUCUCACAGAAGCUUCUCAGCCUGCAGAGCUCCUCCAGCAGGAUUGUUUGUUAGAACAGCGGUCUGCUUGUUGAUGAUAUUCCAACAGGUGAUGGAGUUUGAACAGAGCAGGUUGAUACAACUAAUUGGUUUACCAAUCCAUUUCAGAAGGCAGUUGUGAAUCAGGCUACAUCGACACUUGACCGGAUAAUUUUGAAAACGCCGGUUUCGCGUAAAAACGAUAAGCGUCCACACUAUGCAUUUUUAAAAAUAUCUCAGUCCACAUUGAAACAGAGAUUUCGGUGAAUCUCCUCCUCCUGCGCAUCUGCAGGACACAUCUACUGAAAACAAGAGACAUGUUUUUUUUGUUGAAUCUCACCGUAAAAGUGCGCGAUUGUGUAGUUACAGACUAGAAAAUCUUAAAACAAUGGGCAGCUGUUGGCUGUCACGCAGGAGAACUUAAAAGUAAAGAAAAACAAAUACUGGAGCAUAUGGAGGCAACAGACAGGGAGUUCAUGGACAGAUUGACCCGGCUGACGACAAACAUUGAAAAACUGACGAACUCUGUUGCAUUAAUAAAGCACCUUGUUAAAUGUAUAAAACAUGUCUGCAUCAGUAUUAUCUUGUAUUUCCAUACAAUGUUACAUUAGGCUGAUACACAUCUAUUGUGAGAGAAGUACUUGCAAAAAUAGGUAAGCCACCUUCAUACGAGCAAAGACAGAAAACGGCAAAGUGAGUAUACUUAUUUAUUCAGUAAGUUAUGGGUCAAAGUACUUGGUAAGUACAUUUCUAACUCUUUUAGCUUCAAUCUCGUUGCCGUCUGUUCUGAAAUUGUUAGGUUGCGUUCAAGAAAACAAUGAAAUGGCACGCUGCUAUCUGACAGCAUAUUCAGAAGUCUCCAGUUACCCUGUCCACACUGAUCUGCCCGAGCAGCAUUUUCAAAAAUACCCACCCUGGAAAGCGUUUCUGAAAAGCUCCAGUUUCCGGGGACGAAAACACCUUUUUAGUGUAGAUGGAGGGUAAAAAUGAAGAAAAAAACCUUGGUUAUGGAUUUAUCCAGCAUAGUGUGGAUGUAGUCUCAAUCUCAUCAAUGUGGACAUGUAAAUCCAGUUUAGAAAAAAGAGUAUAAAGGAUUUAAAGGACCAAAUGUGUUUUUAUGAUAAUCUGGUAGCUCCAAUAUCAUCAAUACCAAUAUUCUUUUUUUUUAAUUCCAGAUUUAAAAGGUAUUAAAUUUUUUGUAAAUACAUUGUUAAAAUAAAUUUAAGCAGACAAGAUUUCUGCUCUUGUUCUGUAUUAAUCAUUGCACAUAAAAACAGGAACAUGGAUUUUUAGUAUGACUGUCAAUAUAUAAUAUAAAUAAUGUGAGUUCACUAUCAUGUAUAUUAUGCCCAUGUCACACAGGGAUUGAUGACCUCUGUUCUACUCUGAGUGGACAUCACCCAAUACCUAAAACAUGCAUUAUUGGUUGAUUACAUUGUUUGAUCAAUAAAUUAUGUAUUUAAAAGUUUUAUUUAUUAAAUGUUGCAUUUGGUUCUACUUAAGUUACAGUUAAUGCAAUUUGGAAGGGAAAGGAGGCAGAGAAUGGAAGUUUGGUCCAAUUGGAGAAUCAGGAGAGAGAAAAAAAAGAGAGAGAGCCUUUGAAAUCAGUGCAAGAAACUUACCAAUGAAUGAAAGGGAAAAGGAUCAUAGAGGGGGAAGUUGAAGAGAACCUAAGUCUGAGAUAGAGAGAAUUACCUACGGGGAAGUGAUGAUAAAAACACAUAGGGGAAGGAAGAUGGAGGUGUAGGGAAAAAGAGAAGUUUGGUAUUCUUCAGCUCAUGAAAAAUUGUCAGUAUUAUAACAUUGUUUCUGGCUGAAGUAGCAAUAAAUUAUCUUUUUAUUUUUUCACAGCCUAUUAUUUAUCCGUAUCACCUGAAAGAAAUUCAAAGGAUUUUGCAGUUUUACGAAGCGUUGUUUUCCUUCCUCCAAAAGAUAUUUGCCAGAUGAGCUUUUAUUAUCAGUUUGGUCAUGUCAAUGGUAUGCUUAAAGUUGGACUGUACCAGCAAAACAGUGGACAUAUAUUGGAAAUCUGGAACCAAACGUCUGCACAGGGGAGUCAGUGGAACAGAAAGGUUAUCAAAUUCAACAGCAAAGAAAAAUAUCAGGUUAUUAUUCAGGGAAUUAUAUUUGAUUAUACUCCAUCCAAUGAAGGCAUCGCCAUUGAUGACAUUACCUUCAGUUGUGGUUGUCUCACUAGACCAGAUCCAGCUUGUGAUUUUGAAGCUGGUCUAUGUGGGUGGCACUCUGAGGAGAUACAAGGUUCUGUGGCAUGGCAACAUAUUCAAUCCGGCAAUAGUUCUGGCACCGGUUCUGCACCACUGAUGGAUCACAGCACAGAAUCCUCACUGGGCCAUUAUGUAUGGAUAGAGGCCAACAACAUCACAUCUUCACGGACUGCUCUUCUUAGCAGUUCUGUGUACCAUGACUCAGGACAGCAUUGCCGAUUUGAAUUCUUCUAUCAAAUUAAUGGCAGAAACGUACUCACAGUACUGUUACAAACGAAGGAGGGACAAGUGAAUUUGUGGGAAGAAUGGACACCAACUGAAAACCAAUGGAUCAAAGGAGAAGUAUGGCCUCCUCCUUGCUUGAGUCAGUUUCAGGUUACAUUUGCAGGCUCCAUUCAAAGCAAGGAGGGCUUCUUGGCCCUGGAUAGUCUGAGAUUCCAUGAAUGUGAAAUGGAAUAUUUUCCAGAAUCGUGCUCACCGUCAACAUUCACCUGUGGAACAGGACAUUGUAUUCCUCUCAGUUCAGUUUGUGACUUUCAGGCCGACUGCUGUGAUGGAGCAGAUGAGGAUGAAUCAGUCUGUUCGAAGUACACAAUGUGCAACUUUGAGUCUGGUUUCUGUGAGUGGAAACAUCUCCCCUCAGAAGGUGCUGUGUGGGUUCGAGGACAGGGCCCAACAUCAGGAUUACCUAUUACAGACCACACAACCAAUUCCAGCCAAGGAAUGUUCCUCUAUUUCAAAGCAUCUGACAAUAAAGCAACAAAUACUAUUAAGAUUGGCAGUCCAGAGUUAAAGAAUCAAUUAAAUAAUGAUCUUCCAUGUCAGGUAAGGUUCUGGUAUCAAAUGUCAGUGGGAGCCAACAUGUCUAUAUAUAUUCGGACUACAGCUGGGGACAUGGAAAGAAUUAUCACCCUCUCCACACCAGUCAACAGAGUUUGGGCUAAACUGGAGGUCCCUGUAGAGCUCAGCAUAACACAAACCAGGAUACCUUUCCAGGUUAUUCUCCAGAGUGUGUUGGCAGUAACUAAUGCAUUUAUUGCAAUAGAUGAUGUCAGUUUAACUCCAGGUUGUACAAUAUCUCACACAAUGGCCUUAAAUCCCAUUUCAGAAUACAAAGCCUCCACAUGUAACUUUGAAGAGGAUAGCUGUGGCUGGUUUGAGAACGUUCCUAAUGAUAACUUUGAUUGGAUUAGAAACUCAAGUAGUGCGUUGCCUUCAAAUGUCAAAGUUCAGGCCCCAGCUCGGGAUCAUACCACCAAUGCUACCAAUGGACACUUCAUGUUUAUUUUGACUAUGAAAAGCAACAUCUUUCAGGCUGCAGAACUAACCAGCCCUAAGUUCGCUCAAUCAGGAACUGGAUGCACAAUGUCCUUUUGGUAUUACAAUUAUGGACAGGCGGUGGGAGCAGCAAAAAUGUUCCUGGAGGUUGAUGGUGUGAAGAACAGCACUGCCGUGUGGUGGACUUACAACACUCAAAGCAAUCAAUGGCUCCAAGGCUUUGUCCAGCUCGGGCGUCUAACACGGCCAUUCCGCCUGAAAUUGGUGAAAGUCAGCCUGGGCAUUUACAAUGGUGUGGCUGCAGUGGACGACAUUGUGUUUGCCAACUGCUCCUUCCCACCAGCUGUAGAGAUCUGUGAGGGCACCAAGUGGUUUUGGUGUGAACAAACUCGAGCUUGUAUUGAACGAUUACAAGUAUGUGACCUUGUGGAUGAUUGUGGUGACGGUUCUGAUGAAAUCAACUGUGAUCAGGAACUACUCUGUAAUUUUGAAAAUGGAUUUUGCAACUGGCAGCAAGCCAAGAAUGACGAUUUUGACUGGACAAGAAACCAGGGUCAGACCUCCACAAUCAACACAGGACCAUCAAAAGACCACACAUUAGGGACAGCAGAAGGCCACUAUCUUUACAUUGAAGCAUCGGACCAGCAGUUUGGAAAUACAGCCACACUCCUCAGUCCCAUCCUGGGUGCUACCAGCAGUCAUGCUAACAAGACCUGUAUCUUCCGUUUCCAUUUUCACAUGUUCGGAAAACAGAUUUUUAAGCUGGCAGUGUAUAAAAGAACCCACAGGAAUACAAAUGGAGAACAGCUUUGGGUAAAAUAUGGUCAGCAUGGUGAUAGAUGGCUAAAGGAGAUUUUAUUUAUCGAUAGUUCUGAACCAUUCCAGGUAUUAGUGAAAGGAACUGUAGGAGAUAAUUUAGGAGGAGAUAUUGGAAUCGAUGACCUUUCUUUCAUGAAUUGUAAUCUUUAUAGUGGUGAUUUACCUGCCAUAAUUCCAACAACAACACGGCCACCAAGACCUUCUACUGUUCCACCCAACAACUGCACAGUGAAUGAACUUGUUUGUAUAACGAAUGGGCAAUGUGUUGACAUCAACAAGAAGUGUGAUUUUCGGGAAGAUUGUUCUGACAAGACAGAUGAAUUAUUCUGUGCUUGGAAGUUCUGCAAUUUCAGUAACGGGGUCUCGUGUGGUUGGAAGCAGCAGGUAGAACCAACAGAAGCCAAGAAUGUAUUUCAGUGGUUCACAGGGCGAGGUUCAGACAUUCAUCCAGGAGAAGAGGGUGAUAGACCAUCUGUGGACCAUACGAUGGGCACAGAACAAGGCUGGUACCUUUAUGCUGAUAGUUCAAAUGGGAAAUUUGGACACUCAGCUGACAUCUUCACUCCUGAAAUCUCUCUUACUGGCCCAAAGUGUAAAUUGGUCUUUUGGUAUCACAUGAGUGGAGUUACCAUUGGAUCAUUACAGGUCUUCAUCAAACUUGGCAACUCUACACAGCUACUCUGGUCACAAAGUGGUAGCCAGGGUAACCAUUGGAGGCGGGGAGAAAUAUUUCUUGGUGUUCAGUCUCAUUUUCAGGUUUUCAUUAGAGCCAAGCGGGGUGUGAGUUAUAUGGGUGAUAUUACAGUGGAUGAUAUUUCCUUUGAAAAUUGUGCAGCUCUUCUGAUCCCAGACAGACAGUGCAGCUCUGAUGAGUAUUCAUGUACCAACAAAUACUGCAUUCCUAAAGAGCAGCUCUGUGACUUCACCAACGAUUGUGCUGAUCAUUCUGAUGAGCUUCCACUCAUCUGCAGUACAAAUUUGGGACGUUGUGAUUUCGAAUUUGAUCUGUGCUCCUGGAGACAGUGGAGAAAUGAUAAUUUUGACUGGAUCCUUAAACAGGGGAUUAUCUCAACACUGGGGACAAGCCCAACUACUGACCAUACACUGAGAAGUCCAGCUGGUCAUUACAUAUAUAUUGAAAGCCCAUUUCCACAUCUUCCAGGACAUGUGGCAAGAAUAUCUGGGCCAUCCAUCAGCAAGAUAAGCAAAGACUGCAAGAUUAUUUUUUAUUACCACAUGGCUGGAAAUAUUAAUGGAUCAUUAAUAGUAUACCUACAGACUUUAUCUGGUCAUCAUACGCCACUUCUCAACUUAAGAGGGGACCGAGGCUAUUACUGGCAACGAGCUGAAAUCACUCUGAGCGCUGAUGAAAACUUUGAGAUAAUGAUAGAAGGAUGGGUGGGCAAGGGCUCCAAAGGAGUCAUAGCGCUUGAUGAUAUCACCUUCACAAAGGCAUGCAUCAGUACCAAUAAUGCAUUUAACGAAACACCUACUCCACAUCCUCCAACAGGAUCCUGUCCACCCAAUUAUUUGGCAUGCCAGAAUGGAAAAUGUUAUCAUACAGAACAGAGCUGUGAUUUUCUAGAUGACUGUGGCGACAACACAGAUGAAAAAGAAUGUGGAACAUCUUGCACCUUUGAAAAUGGACAAUGUGGUUGGAAGAAUUCUCUGGCAGAUAACUUUGACUGGGUCUUGGGACAGGGUUCAUUUCAGGAUCUACGCCCUGCCAGCGAUCUGAACCUUGGAAAUGAACAUGGUCACUUUCUGUACCUUGAAGCCAUUCCUGGAGGUCUGAGGGGUGACAAAGUCCAUCUGUGGAGCUCAGUGUGGAAGGAAUCAAGUACUAAAUGCACUCUGUCAUUCUGGUAUUAUAUGUCACAGAGAGCUACGGGCCUUAUAAGAGUUCUUAUUAAGACAAGUAAAGAUCUAACUGAAGUAUGGAAUAAAACUGGAAAUCAAGGUGAUAGAUGGAAGAAGGCUGUGAUACAUCUGAAAAAUCUGCGUAACUUUGAAAUCAUAAUUGAAGGAAUCCGAACUAAGAAUUUUGGAGGUGGAGCAGCUAUUGAUGACAUUCAGUUCAAACAUUGUGCCCCAGAUAAAGGUUUACUGGGCAUUUGCCCAGGUGCCACUGAUUACAUUUGUCAAAAUGGCAAAUGCAUCGAGUCUGACCUGGUCUGCGAUUACAAAUUGGACUGUGAAGAUGGAUCCGAUGAAUCUGACUGUUCACAGUACGUUAAUGUUGCAGGAAGCUGCAGCUUCAGUGGGCCAAACAAAGGGAGUUUGAUCAGCAACUGUAGACUAAAGCAGAACAAUGAUGACAACUUUGAUUGGACCAUAGCAGACAAAAACUCCACAGUAGGAACUGGUCCAGCAACUGAUCACACACCAGGAGUUGGAGGAAGGUUUCUGUAUAUUAAUUCUUCAGCUCAACAUGAAGGUGACAUUGCUAGAAUAACCACCACCCAUUCAUUCCCAGCGAGUAUAGGAGUCUGUCACUUGCGUUUCUGGUACUUUAUCAGUGCUUCGAAAGAAAUGGGCACUCUGAAGGUGUACACAGCCGGAAAAUCUGGAAUGCCCUUGCUGAUGUGGUCAGUGUCCGAGAACAAGGAGGACAACUGGAUAUAUGCCAAUCUGAUGGUUGCCAACAACCAUCCAUUUCAAGUAGUGUUUGAAGCUGAAGUGGGUGGAGAUAAACACAUAAUUGCAAUUGAUGAUAUCUCUUUUACCCUGGGGUGUGUUGCUGGAGAAUUACCCAUGCCACUGCCAGCGACAUGUACCCCGGUCUCUUUUCAGUGCCGGCAUACACAGAUGUGCAUUCGUCCAUCCUGGGUCUGUGACGGUGAAGAGGACUGUGCAGAUGGAAGCGACGAAUCUAGUUGCUCAACGCUGAUUCCAGGCUCCUUUCCUCCUGAGCAUCAAUGUAAAGAUACAGAAUUCCAAUGUUCCAAUGGAGAAUGUAUCCCAUCUUUGUUCAGCUGCGAUGGAGUCCCAGAUUGCUCUUCCAAAGAUGAUGAAUUUGGCUGCUCUGCAAUGCAUUGCUUCAAUGGCUCUUUGUUCUGUGCGAGCAGUGGAGAGUGUAUCCCACUAAUACAGCGAUGUGAUGGUAAUGUUGACUGCAGAGAUUUCAAAUCAGAUGAAUCUAGUUGCUCGGAAUGUCCAAAUGCUUAUUGUAGAAAUGGGGGAACAUGUAUCAUUGUUAACAGAAUUGCACUGUGCAAGUGUACAAGUCAGUGGAAAGGAAAUCGAUGCCAUAUUUUGGUCAACACAGCAGGAACUCUCAGUCCUGAUCUAGCAGCAAAUAAUGACUCACUGUGGGCAGGACUGGGCACUGGCUUGGGUUUGUUUGUGCUCACUCUACUAAUUGUUUCAAUCAUAAUCGCUAAAAGAAAAGCAAGCAAGGUACCAGCAUCAACAACCAAAUGUAUUUCAAUAUCCAAUAUUCUAUACGGUGAUCACAGUGCAAAUGUGUCAGCAGAGUUUACAAUGGAGGACACCUUGCCAAGUUCAGCUAUCAGUGUUUACCCCUGGCAAACUCCAUGCAAGGUGAUCUCCAGGGUAUCAAACAAACUCACUUCCUUUUCCAAUCCUUUGUAUGAUGGUAAAUUGGAGAACUGGAAGCCACCAGAAGAAACUCCUGGAAAUUUGAAUUACAGAAAUACUUAAAAAAGAUAAAUUUACUUCGAGCAUUAUUAGUUAAAGCAGAGAUGUUUCCUGAAUAAUUCUUACUACAAUGACCUAAAGUGAUUUACUUGCUGAUAACGAAGAACCGUCUAUUUUAUUGAAUGUCAACAUUGCUUAAAGAUCUGUAAACUUUUACAAACUUUUCUAUUUGAAAUCAUUAAAUAGAGAAAUAAUGUUUUGUGCCCAUAUGUACAGCAGACACUCUUGACUAAUUAUAGUGAAUUUAAAGACCUCCCUUGAUGAUCAUAAAUUGAAUUGAUAUCAUGUUUAAUGUGAGCAAGAAGGGCCGUGUGCUGUGGUAUA
This is a messenger RNA of Hypanus sabinus (Atlantic stingray), 9539 nucleotides long. RefSeq names its product MAM and LDL receptor class A domain containing 1 (gene malrd1). NCBI's taxonomy places the organism in Eukaryota, Metazoa, Chordata, Chondrichthyes, Myliobatiformes, Dasyatidae. The record is from RefSeq and is a predicted model, not a curated record. Bases 3177 to 9218 code for a protein of 2013 amino acids. Gene Ontology annotation, cellular component: membrane. Gene Ontology annotation, molecular function: protein binding. The transcript has 38 exons.